AUGACGUUCACGGGCAGAGAUGGCGACAGCUAUCGACCCGACGGCGAGCGCAACGGCAAUCGCUCGCAAUUCACCUUCGAGUCCACCCACCCCGCUCCCCGCUUCCCGCCCUCUGGCCCUUCCAAUUCGCGAGCUCCGGCCGGCCCUGCAGCGUCCAGAAGACGCGGUCGAGGCGGGGCGUCGCGAGGCCCGUCUCGCAAUGACGGCAGGAACAAUGCAAACGGCCCCCGUAGGGGCGGCUUCAAGAAGGCUGCGCCUCACGAACGCGCCCUGCUUCAGCAUCGUGAAAACGGCAGUCCUGAGCGCGCUCUAGGCGUCGCGGCGGAUUCCAACCGCUUUCUAAACCCCGAUGACCUGUCCGGCGAUGAUGAAACCGAUAUGGAGGUCGAAAGUGAUGACUCUGCAAAUGGCGAGCAGGACGGCGAGACCGCGCAAAGCAAGCCAAAGGCUGCGAGGACCCAUGUCAAGCGUGCUGACGGCGACUCUGUGCCCAAAUGGUCUAACCCAGACCCGUACACUGCCUUGCCGCCUCCCGAUGAAACUACGGGCAAGAGGGUCGACUUUGUGAAGCUGAUCCGGAAAGCGAAGAACCAGGAAGCCGAGAAGGCUGUCGGGCACAACUCGGUCGUUGCCAACGACGAUUUCAUUUCGUUUGGCGACGACGACGAUGGCCCAAAACCCACACAAGGCUCAUUGAAUGAGUUCGCACAUAUUGACAGUAUUGUUGAUAGACAGGAAGCAGCUGUAGCCGAACAUCGCGCGCCGCGUGGGCCCAAGGCUAACCACAAGCGCAAGCUCACAGUGGGGGGUAUAAUUGAUGAGUGGCUACCCGUCCGCGAUAUCAAUCCAACGCCCUGGAUGCCCACACCUGAUGCCUAUGCACACCUUGCUCGUGAACCGGAGAAGUGGCUUCACAACGAGAUCCUCGACUUUUACGAUUUUGUUGCCCCCAAGCCUUUCGAGCAUGAACAACGCAACAAGCUUGUUAAUCGGGUCAACACCGCACUGGGUCAACGCAGGUUUCCACAAGAGAAUGGCCGAAUCCUCUGUUUUGGCUCGUUCCCCGCCGGACUGUACUUGCCUACAGCUGACAUGGACCUGGUGUAUGUUUCUGAUCGAUUCUACAAUGGCGGACCUCCUGUUGUCGACAUGUCGCAAAGGGGCGCCAACAAAAGCCUGCUGUACAAAGCAUCCAACCGGCUCAAAAACAUGGGCAUGGAUGCACACGGAACACAGGUCAUCCACGCCAAGGUUCCCAUCAUCAAGUUCCAGGAUAGACUUACCCAACUUCACGUCGAUAUUUCCUUUGAGAACUUGAGUGGCGUCCAAGCCCAGGCCACAUUUGCCGAAUGGAAACAGCAAUACCCUGACAUGAUAUACAUGGUCGCACUCAUGAAGCAAUUUCUCGUAAUGCACGGACUCAAUGAGGUGCACACAGGUGGAAUCGGAGGCUUCAGUAUCAUAUGCCUGAUUGUUAGCUAUAUCCAGCAUUCGCCGAAACCGGAAAACCUCGGUGCAUGCUUCCUCGGCUUUCUCAAGUAUUAUGGCGACUUCGAUCUGUCUAGGAAACGCAUCCAGAUGCACCCGCCAGCUAUUGUUGAGAAGACUAUGCAUGGAAUCGACGGUCGCCCAGAAAAGUAUGAUGGUCUUUCUAUUCAAGACCCGAAUCGCCCAGAAAACAACAUCUCCGGCGGAUCCCACAGAGUUCAAGUCGCCUUUGAUGCCUUCAAAGAAGCCUAUCUUACGCUUGAAGAUCGGAUGAAAGCAUCCCGCGCCGGCCAAGACAUUGGACCCAGCAUUCUUGAAUAUGUCCUAGGUGGCAACUACGAAACUUACUUGAAGCAGCGCUCCCAUUUAAGAUCGCUUAAGUGA
This is a messenger RNA of Exserohilum turcica Et28A, 1872 nucleotides long. RefSeq lists its product as uncharacterized. The coding region runs from base 1 to 1872 and encodes 623 amino acids. Gene Ontology annotation, cellular component: nucleolus; TRAMP complex. The transcript is spliced from 3 exons. The record is from RefSeq and is a predicted model, not a curated record. Gene Ontology annotation, biological process: RNA 3'-end processing. NCBI's taxonomy places the organism in Eukaryota, Fungi, Ascomycota, Dothideomycetes, Pleosporales, Pleosporaceae. Gene Ontology annotation, molecular function: mRNA binding; poly(A) RNA polymerase activity.